Messenger RNA from Bombyx mori (domestic silkworm), 14377 nucleotides. It is a transcript of the gene kl-3, whose product is annotated as dynein axonemal heavy chain 8. The transcript is spliced from 91 exons. Bases 225 to 14252 code for a protein of 4675 amino acids. The record is from RefSeq and is a predicted model, not a curated record. Lineage: Eukaryota; Metazoa; Arthropoda; Insecta; Lepidoptera; Bombycidae. Gene Ontology annotation, biological process: intein-mediated protein splicing; microtubule-based movement. Gene Ontology annotation, cellular component: axonemal dynein complex. Gene Ontology annotation, molecular function: dynein light intermediate chain binding; ATP binding; dynein intermediate chain binding.
AUUUGUAGAACUGUCAAACAAAAUCAGAUGUUUUUUGUUUUGAUAUUUUUUGAAGUUAAUAUUUGAAUUUGGAGAAUUACGUUGAACUUGGAUUGACAAAUUUAAAUAGAAGAACUGCUAAAACGUAGUAAAGAAAAUACGUUAUUUCUGGGAGACUUUUUGUUUAAUAAAUGUGUUUCUUCUCCGAUUGCUUAAUACAUGCAAUUGGUGGAUUUUAAGUAACAAUGUCGGAUGAUGCUGAAAAUGUACCCGAAAACACAGAAAAGACAGAGGCUGGUGGCCAGGAUAUUUCUGACGAACACGCAGAAGAUGUAGCUCAAACUGCUGUAAUAAUUAAUGAAAUAGAAACAAGACCUUCUAAAAGAGAUUCUCUAUUCCCAUUUUCUUUUGGCGAUGAUGAAGAACGUGUAGAUGUUGAUAGAACAGCUUUAGAAGCAAUUUUAGAUGUCGGCGCUCGAUUACAAGAUAUUCAAAAGAAAAGUAGGGUGUCUAUGAGUACAUUGGCUUUGGCACAUGAGUCUUAUAAAGAUAAACAAGCCAAAGCUAAAGAAGCCAGGAAUAACCGCAUGGGUGGUCUUAAAACCCAACACAGAUUUUUGCUGGAAAAUGCAGCAGCCAUUUUAAACCGACCAGUUGAAUAUGUUUUGGAUGGUGUGUUUGAUGCAGACAUUAAUAUUGAACUACUGGAUAGUGCUGUAGUUGAAGGUGGAAGAAAUUGUGUUGUGGUCUGUGAUGCGGUGCUGCCACAACUAAAAAUGGAGUCUGGGAGAUAUAUUCCGAACCAGAAAGGAAGAAUGGAGAGGGUUUAUUUAUCAGAUGGAGCAACAAUUGCAACUGAGGGUGUUUGUGUUGCAAUGUACAGAAUAAAAAAUAAAGCCAUUGAUACAAAAAAUAUGGCUGAUGAUUAUUAUUUAGUCUAUCUUGACAUGAAUCAAGAAACCGAAAAUGUGGUUUCUGGUAUUUUUAAAACCAUGGAUCGUGUUUAUAUACCCGCCAUAAAAUGUUGUAAAGCUUGGGGCGAUCUUAAUCCACCAAAACCGAAUAGUGAGGACAUCAUCAAAACUUACAUUUCGAAGGUGAUGCUGUUCAUUGACUAUCUAGCAAAAACAAAAACUGACUUGGACUGUUGUACGAAGUUUAAAAUAAAUUUGACUCUCUAUGAAGAUGAGUUGUCAGAUCAAGAGAAAAUGAAACACGCAGUAACAAAGAUGCAUGUUUUGGAAGAGAUAUGCGCAUUUGUUAAACAAUGGAUGAAACAAAUUACUAUGGUAUUAGUGCAAAGUCAGCAGUUAAGACGUGAACCGUCCAACAUAGGUCCUUUGGCUGAGCUGGAUCAUUGGCGGCGACAACUCACCACUUUUACAUCGAUUAUUGAACACAUAAAAAGCGAUCCUUGUCAGAUGUACAUUCACACGCUUAUAAGAGCCAAGUCGAAACUGAUUAAGAAAUGGAGGCUCUUAGAUAAUCAAGUAACGGACUAUUACAAUGAAGCUUCAGACAAUGUUAAAUAUUUAUAUGCUUUGGAAAAGUACUGUGAACCACUUUACAGAUGUGAUCCAAAGUCAAUGCAGCAGUACAUACCGGGCUUGCUGUACACGGUCCGAAUGGUUUUUGCGACAUCUAGAUAUUACAAUACGACUAAACAAAUCUCUACCCUGCUUGUUAAAGUUACGAAUCAGAUACUUAACAUGUGCAUGGAAUAUCUAACCAAUGGCGGAAAGAAAACUAUAUGGAACCAAGAUAAAUUGAAUUUCAUUGAAAAAGCCAAGUUAUGCCUUGAUUUAUAUGGGUUUUAUCGAGAAUGUUAUAUGGAAACGCAAAAAGAAAUGAUAGCAGCGGCAGACGAACGUCCAUUCGAUUGCUCUGAAAUGUAUAUAUUUGGAAAAUUCGAAACAUUUCGAAAACGAUUAUUAAAGAUAAUGGAUCUUUUCCAAAACUACAUCACCUAUUAUGUUUUGAAUAAGACCACACUGGAAGGUAUUGAAGAAUACGCUACAAAUUUCAACAAACUAUUCAAAGCUAUUUCCACAAAAACAUAUGAUGCCUUGGACCAUAGACGUCCUGAUUUCGAUAAAGAUUACAAAGUGUAUAAAGAUGGAGUUGCGAAUCAAGAGUUAUUACUGGAAAAUUUCAUGAUCGCGAGCGUCAAUAAAUGCCCAACCACAGAAAUAGCGUUACAUCUAUUGAAACGUUUUGAAAAGCUUCAAUUAGAUUGUUUGUACUUGGAAGAUCAAUAUUAUGAUUUGAUUAGUAAUUACACAGCUGAAAUUGAAGCAAUCAGGGACAGGUAUAAUGAAAUCAGGGAAAACCCGGAAUUGCCUCGAAAUAUGCCACCGGUAGCCGGCAGGGUUAUGUGGAUAAGGUUCUAUAACAAAAAUAUCAAAGGACCGAUGGAAGAAUUCAAAAAACAUUAUGAAGUUAUCACACAUAUGAAUACACAAAGAUGCAUAAAACUGUAUAAUGUUAUGACUAUUGUAUUCACCGAAUUCGAAUUAAUUUACCAUAGCGCUUGGGCGGAAAAUGUUGGUCAGGUCAGACUCGGUUUAGUCGCACCCCUACUGAUACGUCAUCCAUCUACGAAUAUGUACAUUGUGAAUUUCAGUAUUUAUAUACCGGAGUGUAUAAGGGAAGUUGAAUACAUGUGGCAAUUGGGAUUACGUGUUCCCGAAGGAGCUCAAAUUGUAGCUUUCUGCAAGGAAAAAAUAUUGGGGAAUUACGAGCGCAUAAAAUUCUUGGUGGAGAGAAAUAAUCAAAUUAGAAAGAGUAUGCCGAAAUUAUAUUUACCGCUCCUUCGAGCACAGUUGAUAAAAAUAGAAAAAGCCUUCCAACCUGGGCUGUCAACAAUAACGUGGACUUCUUUAGAAAUACCCUCGUAUUGUGAUAAUAUCGAAGCUAUUCUCGAUGAAGUCGAUUUGUUUGUCAAAGAAGUGGUGGACAUGAAGGAAGCUCGAAUUGAUGCAAUCUUGCAGUCAAUAUCUAAAAUGUUGCUUGUGUAUUUGCCUGAGCAAGCUGUAGAGCCUGCGGUGUUUUAUGAAGAGAAUCUUUUACGACGAGAUGAAAUCGCAAUUGAAUUGCAACAGAAAUCUUGGAAUGCCGAGAUUGCUGUGAUUGAAUUGAUACACAAGUUUCUCGACAGUGUGCCAUCGAAACAGAUUCAAGAUUUAAAGGACAAUUGGUUAGAUAUAGAAAAAGCGCUAAAACAAGUUACCUCUGCUACAAGAGUAUUUCCUGAAGAUGCUGCAUUUUUGGAAAUUGAAAAUCCUGACCGAUUCGACGUAUUGCCCACUAUAAACGAAUGCAAUGAAUUAUUCGCGUAUUUCGCAACGAAAUGCUUGGAGUCGCUCAUCAAGUGUACCAGGCAGAGUCUUGAUAUAUUACGGAAGCGAGCUUCAGUGUCCAGCUUUUUAACAAUGACAACCGAUCCUGAAGAACAAAAGAAACUAAAACCACUCAUGCUAACGAAGAUGUUCCUUCAAAUUCCCAGAAUACUCAUUAAACCAGCGCUUGAAGAAAUUCAGGCAGCUUUCUCUCAGGUAGUUUUGAAUUGCGUGAUGGAUACGCAUCGUAGCGUGUUCAUGUGGGGUCAGCAGGAACAAAUCAAGAAGGAACAAAUGAGGGGAGUGUCGUUGACUACGAGUAGAAGUGUGAGCGGCUCGAAAACAGGGUCGAGUCUCGCCGGUAUUAGAAAUUAUUUUCGAAUGGUAUCCGAACAUAAAGAUAUCGUACGUUCUGUAAUGGCCUUACAAGGCAUGAUGUUUAUGUACAAGCCUGAUAUUGAGAAGCUGUUGAAGACCUACUCCCGAUUUUCGUAUCUUUGGGCUGAAGAUAGGGUACAACAGGUCCAAGACUUCGUAGAUUCCAAUCCAUUGAAUGUGAUUAUCAGAGAUAUGCUCAAAAAAUAUGAAGGACAAACUGAAGAAGUGCUGAAUUUACCGGAACGACACAUUAUUGGGUCAAUAGAAAUUAAUAUGGAUAACAUAAAGCUUGCCCUACAUGUCGAAUCGGUGGAAUGGAAACGGAUUCUGGGUAAAUUACUCAGUCAGGCGUACAAAGAACGAGUAAUUAAAUUGAUGCAGUUUAUAAACGACCGCAUGAAGACUAUGGGAAAGAAAAUCAAAGAUUUGGACGAUGUCAGAUUAGCUAUGAUGUGCCUCGAACUAAUCAGAGAAGAAUUUAUUGGUAUGGACAUGGAAUUGGAUCUAAUUGAAGAAAGUUACGCCACGUUUGCACAGUUCAGUAUUGAUAUUCCCAAAGAAGACAUAGAUUUGGUGUAUGGAUUGCGUUACGCUUUUCAGAAUAUGUUAAUAACGUCUCAACAAGUUCAACAAAAAAUAGUGGACAUGCAAGGCCCGCUUCAAAAAGAGUUGACCGAAGGUGUAGCGUCAUUCUUGGCCGAUGUCUUGAAGUUUGAUGCUGACUAUGAUGCAUACGGUCCUAUGACGCCUGGACUAAGCGCUAGAGAAGCUAGUGACAGGGUAAUAUUGUUCCAGUCGAGGUUCGAUGAACUAUGGAGAAGGUUCGAAAUGUAUUCAAAUGGUGAAAAAUUGUUCGGCAUGGAGGUUAAGGAUUAUCCGAUUCUUCACCAGAAGAAGAAGGAAUUUAAUUUAUUGAGCAAACUGUACAGUUUAUAUUUGGCCGUUAUGAAUUCAAUAGACGGGUACUUUGAAACUCCGUGGAGUGAGAUUGAUAUUGAGCAAAUUGUUGCGCAGCUAGCGGACUUUGACUUAAGAUGUCGAAAAUUACCGCGAGGUAUGAAAGAUUGGCCUGCGUUCAUAGAGUUGAAGAACAAAAUAGAUGAUUUCAACCAAACCUGCCCAUUACUAGAAUUGAUGGCAGAUAAAUCAAUGAAAGAUCGACACUGGAAGAGAUUAGAAAAAUUGAUGAAUUGUAUUCUGGAUGUCGAAUCUGAAUCAUUUACGCUGGCCAAUGUCAUGGAAGCUCCGCUACUGAAAUAUAAAGAAGAUGUUGAGGACAUCUGUAUAAGUGCAGUGAAAGAAAAAGACAUAGAAGCAAAGUUAAAGCAAGUUAUAGCUGAUUGGGCUGUCAUUGAUCUCACAUUUGCUCCAUUCAAGAACAGGGGAGAGCUGCUCGUCAAACCUCAAGAAACCCUUGACAUAAUCACGUUAUUGGAGGACUCGUUAAUGAUUCUCAACUCAUUAGCUUCGAAUAGAUACAAUGCACCGUUCAAAAAAGAUAUUCUUCUUUGGAUUAAUAAGCUAGUCGGUACAGCCGAGAUCCUAGAGAAAUGGCUUCAAGUACAAAACUUGUGGAUGUAUUUGGAGGCUGUAUUUGUUGGCGGCGAUAUCGCCAAACAGCUGCCCGCUGAAGCUAAGAGAUUCGCUUCGAUCGACAAGUCAUACGUGAAAAUCAUGUAUCGGGCUCGAGACAUAGUGAACUGCGUUGAAACUUGCACGUGCGAUGAUACAUUGAAGCAACUCCUGCCGCACCUGUACGAACAACUGGAAGCGUGUCAGAAAUCGCUCACCGGGUACCUCGAAACAAAACGUUUGAUAUUUCCGAGAUUUUUCUUCGUGUCCGAUCCAGUUUUGCUCGAGAUCCUUGGACAAGCCUCGGAUCCGCACUCUAUACAGCCUCAUUUGCCCAGUAUUUUCGACGCGAUGUACACAGUCGAUUUUGACGACAAGGAGAGGAUAAUCAAUAUGAAUUCGGACAACGGCGAGACUAUUCCACUGGAAAGACCUGUAGUGUGCACUGGUGGUGUAGAAAUUUGGUUGAACACUUUGUUAGACACAAUGAAAGAUACCGUCAGGAAUAUAAUCGCUAAUAUCUCACAAACGAUGUCUGGUGAUCCGGAAUUUGAGUUCUUAGUCGGAUUCUGGUUUUUCCCUGGCCAGGCUGGUUUGUUGGGUAUGCAAAUUCUGUGGACCAGUGACGCGGAAUAUGCAUUAAAAAAAGCUAAAGCCGAUCGAUUUAUAAUGAGGUUGACGAAUCAGAAGUUCUUGGAUUUGUUGAAUGGUCUCAUCGACUUGACGGUGACUGAUCUUGUAUCUUUGGAUAGAACCAGGGUCGAAACUAUGAUCACUAUACACGUGCAUCAAAGGGAUAUCUUUGAUGAUCUAGUAAGGAUGAGAAUAAAGUCUCCUAUUGAUUUCGAAUGGCAAAAGCAAGCACGUUUCUAUUACAACGAAGAUUCAGAUGACUGUAUUGUUUCCAUAACUGAUGUUGAUUUCUUGUAUCAGAAUGAAUAUCUGGGUAUAACUGAGCGUCUUGUGAUCACGCCGUUGACCGAUCGAUGCUACAUCACGCUCUCCCAAGCUAUCGGCAUGAGUAUGGGCGGGGCGCCGGCGGGUCCGGCCGGCACGGGUAAGACUGAAACCACCAAGGACAUGGCUCGAACACUCGGGAAACUGGUCAUCGUGUUCAAUUGCUCCGAUCAAAUGGAUUUCAGAGGCUUGGGUCGCAUAUACAAGGGCUUAGCACAGUCGGGCACUUGGGGUUGCUUCGACGAAUUCAAUCGUAUAGAAUUGCCGGUGCUAUCUGUGGCUGCUCAGCAGAUUUAUAUUUGUCUCACGGCGAGACGAGAGAAGCGUGACUUCUUCAUAUUCAGCGACGGUGACGUUGUCACUUUAAAUCCGGAGUUCGCGUUCAUAAUCACGAUGAAUCCGGGAUACGCUGGAAGGCAAGAGCUGCCCGAAAAUCUAAAGAUUCAGUUCCGUUCGGUGGCCAUGAUGGUGCCCGACAGACAGAUUAUCAUACGAGUGAAACUUGCUAGUUGCGGUUUUAAGGAUAAUAUUUUGCUUGCCCGGAAAUUCUUUACCUUGUACAAGCUAUGCGAAGAGCAGUUAUCUAAGCAAGUGCACUAUGAUUUUGGACUACGUAACAUUCUGUCUGUGUUGCGUACUAUGGGCUCGCAGAAACGAGCCAAUCCCGAGAGCACUGAGGAGAAUAUUAUGAUGAGAGUAUUGAAGGAAAUGAAUGUAUCAAAGCUGGUGGACGAAGACGAACCGCUGUUUGUGUCUUUGAUUGAAGAUUUGUUCCCUGGAAUUAAGUUGAGUCAAACCGUUCACAGGGAAAUGCAACGCGCCAUCGCAUUAGUGACAGAUCGUACAGGUCUAGUCAAUCAUCCUGAGUGGAAUUUGAAGAUCAUUCAACUGUAUGAAACUUCGUUAGUGCGACACGGUCUAAUGACGAUGGGACCCACUGGUUCAGGGAAAACGACAUGCAUUCACACACUCAUGGCGGCUUUGACGGAAGUAGGGAGACCGCACAGGGAGAUGAGGAUGAAUCCAAAAGCCAUCACUGCUCCGCAAAUGUUUGGACGCUUGGAUGUUGCAACCAACGAUUGGACGGAUGGUAUUUUUUCCACUUUGUGGAGAAGAGCUUUGAAGGUCAAGAAGUCUGAUACCACCUGGAUAGUUUUAGAUGGUCCCGUGGACGCUGUUUGGAUUGAAAACUUAAAUUCAGUGUUGGAUGAUAACAAGACUUUGACUUUGGCCAAUGGAGAUCGUAUUACAAUGGCGCAGAAUAGUAAGCUGGUGUUCGAACCAGACAACGUGGACAAUGCUUCGCCUGCCACCGUCAGCCGUAUGGGGAUGGUCUUCCUAUCUUCUUCCGUCUUAAAGUGGCAGCCCAUCUUAGAGGGUUGGUUGAAAAAGAGAUCGCAAAAAGAAUCGGAUGCUUUGAGGAACGCAUUCAAUAAAGUAUACGAUGAUAUACAUUCGUUCGUGCAACAAAAGUUGCCAGCUAAAAUGAAACUGCUCGAGGCUAUAUAUGUCAGGCAAUGUAUCGAUGUUUUGAUUGGUCUCCUUCAAAUAGAAGUACCCGGUGGAAAGAUACACACAGACCGACAUCUAGAACGUCUGUUUAUAUUUGCGAUGAUGUGGUCGCUCGGCGCCGUCUUGGAGCUGGACUCUCGGACUCGUUUGGCCGAAUUCGCGACAAAGUUGCCCGUGAGAAUGGAUUGGCCCGGAGCCAAGUCUAAAGAGUGGGUGAUGCCAUUCGAGUAUAUGGUUAACGAGGCCGGAGUGUGGCAACAUUGGUCAGAGAGUGUAGAAAACUAUAUUUAUCCUUCGGACAGCAUUCCGGAAUACGCAUCGAUUUUAGUACCGAAUAUCGAUAACGUAUGCAUAUCAUUUCUCAUUGAAACUAUUGCGAAGCAGAAUAAAGCUGUACUGUUGAUAGGCGAGCAAGGCACCGCCAAAACAGUGAUGCUGAAGAGCUAUAUGCAGAAAUAUAACAAUGAAGUUAAAUUGUACAAGAUGAUCAAUUUCUCUUCUGCGACCACACCUAAUAUGUUUCAGAGAAUUGUCGAAUCGUACGUUGAGAAGCGCGUCGGUAUGACAUACGGUCCCCCCGGUAAUCGAUCCAUGACCGUAUUUGUUGACGACAUUAAUAUGCCGGUUGUCAACGAGUGGGGAGAUCAGGUUACAAAUGAGAUUGUACGUCAAAUGAUGGAGUGUGGUGGUUUUUAUUCGUUGGAAAAACCUGGAGAUUUCAUUACUAUCGCUGAAAUACAAAUGUUUGGAGCGAUGAUUCAUCCAGGUGGUGGAAGAAACGACAUUCCACCUCGUUUAAAAAGGCAGUUCAACAUUUUUAACUGCACCUUACCGAGUAAUAUUUCAAUGGAUCGUAUUUUUGAAACUAUAAGUGCCGGAUACUUCUGUAAGACAAGGUUCGAGAAAAAAAUUGUGGAUUUCAUGCCGAGGCUUGUGCCUGUCACGCGAAUAAUUUGGCAGCAAACAAAAGCAAAAAUGUUGCCGACUCCUGCAAAGUUUCAUUACGUGUUUAAUCUUCGAGAUCUAUCUAGAAUAUGGGAAGGGAUUUUGUUUAUUAAGAAAGAUGAACUGCCGACAAUUACAACGGCUCUAAAGCUAUGGUUCCACGAAUGCUUAAGAGUCAUAUGUGAUAGAUUCACUACAUUCGAUGACAAGGACUGGUUCGUGGCAAACUUCUGGAAGACCGCCGCCCAAGAGUUGCCUGAACUCGUCAGCGAAUUUCCUGAAGAGGAAACAUUUUUCGUGAACUUUCUCCGAGAACCCGCAGAUCCCACCGGCGACGAGGAAGAAGAUUUUAGCACUGACGCGCCAAAGAUCUACGAAGAGCUACCAACAUGGGAUUUCGUUUUGAUGAAACUUGGUCAAUUCCAAGAACAAUUUAACGAUCAAGUCAGAGGCGCUCAUUUAGACUUGGUGUUUUUCCACGACGCCAUGGUACAUUUGUUCAUUAUAUCACGGAUCAUAAAUACGCCGAGAGGCAACGCUUUGCUUGUCGGUGUCGGUGGAUCGGGGAAGCAAAGUUUGACCAAGCUUGCGUCUUAUAUUGCGAAUUUUUCGUUUUAUCAAAUCACGUUAACGAGAUCAUAUAACGUGGGAAAUUUCAUGGAUGACAUUAAAAUAUUGUACCGAAUCGCCGGCUUGCAAGGUCAAGGUAUAACGUUUAUAUUCACCGACAACGACAUAAAAGACGAACAGUUUUUGGAAUUUUUAAAUAACAUUCUCAGUUCGGGAGAGAUUGCCAAUUUAUUUGCUAAAGACGAAAUGGAUGAAAUUCUAAACGAAUUGACUCCGAUAAUGAAGAAAUAUGCACCGAAAAGGAUUCCGGUACCUGAUGUGCUGUACGAAUACUUUAUAAUGCGUUCGAGGGCAAAUCUACACGUUGUAUUAUGUUUUUCGCCCGUCGGAGAAAAGUUUAGAAGCAGAGCCCUAAAAUUCCCGGGACUCAUUUCUGGGUCAACCAUGGAUUGGUUCCAGAAGUGGCCGAGAGUUGCACUUAUCGAAGUUGCUCAUCAUUUCCUCGCGGACUUUCAUGUUGUGUGCUCUCCAGAAACGAAACAACAGCUAAUCGAGAUUAUGGGAAUGGUGCAAGACAACGUGGCCGAUACUUGCACAACUUAUUACGAUAGGUUCAGAAGACAGACACACGUAACUCCGAAGUCGUAUCUUUCGUUCUUGGAAGGUUACAAAGUAUUGUACAAGGAAAAACAUGUCAAUAUCGCCGAAAUGGCUCGCAGAAUGACGACUGGCUUAGAUAAACUUGUGGAGGCGGCCGCAAGCGUCGACGUACUAAAGAAGGAACUUGAAUUAAAAGAUUACGAGAUUAAAGUUGCAACAGCGAAAGCUGAAGAGGUCUUGGCCGCGGUAGCUGAGUCGGCGGCUGCAGCAGAAGUGGUUAAAACGGAAGUGUUAGAUGUUAAGGACCGCGCUGUGAAGUUGGUGGGCGUGAUCGCCGCGGAAACAGCAGUGGCCGAAGAGAAGUUGGCUGCAGCCAAGCCGGCCCUAGACGCCGCCGAAGCUGCCCUACAAACGAUUAACGCAGCGGAUAUAGCAACAGUGAGAAAGUUGGGGAAACCGCCCUACCUUAUCACGCUCAUUAUGGACGCUGUAAUACUCUUGUUUAGAAAGAGGAUUGAUCCAAUCAGACCGGACCCCGAAAGGUUGUUCCUGAUGGCGUCAUGGGCAGAAUCUCUUAAAGUGAUGGCGGACUCGCGAUUUUUGAAUAAUCUAAAAUUUUAUCCGAAAGACGUAAUCAAUGCCGAGAUGAUUGAUUUGCUGCAACCCUACUUUAAUUUCGGUCAAUACACGUUCGAGGCCGCUAAGAUUGCUUGCGGCAAUGUGGCCGGAUUGAUUUCGUGGACCAUUGCGAUGGCCCAGUUUUAUUCGGUAAACAAAGACGUUUUGCCGUUGAAGGCUAAUCUAGCUAUAAUGCAAGGAAAGUACCAGGCAGCCAAAAAGGAAUUGGAAGGUGCAGAAGCACUGCUCGAAGCUAAAGAGCUAGAACUAGCGGAAGUACAGAAGCAAUUCGACGAGGCGAUGGCUCUGAAGCAGGCCGUAUUGGACGACGCGGCCAAGUGCCAACAGAAAAUGGACGCCGCUACUGCUCUGAUUAACGGACUCAGCGGAGAGAGGAUCCGAUGGACAGAACAAUCGGCGUUGUUCAAAUCCGAGAUAGAAAGACUCGUCGGCGAUAUACUAUUGCUUACCGGAUUCCUGUCUUACUCUGGACCAUUCAAUCAAGAAUUCCGAGCAUUUUUGAUAAACAGUUGGCUCGGUGAACUGUUGAAAAGAAAAAUACCCGUUUCUAUGAAUUUGAAUAUCACGGAACAACUGACGGACACAGCCACGAUUGGUGAUUGGAACCUUUGCGGCUUACCAACUGACGAACUUUCCAUACAAAAUGGUAUAAUUGUUACGAAAGCUGCGCGUUUUCCAUUGCUCAUUGAUCCCCAGACGCAAGGCAAGAACUGGAUAAAGAACAUGGAAAGAUAUAAUGAGUUGAUUGUUACGACCCUCAAUCAUAAAUACUUUAGAAAUCAUAUCGAAGAUUGCGUAUCUCUAGGCAGACCGUUACUCAUCGAGGACGUUGCAGAAGAAUUAGAUCCGGCACUUGAUAAUGUGCUUGAGAGAAAUUACAUUAAGAUCGGAUCCUCUUAUAAGGUGAGGUUGGGUGAUAAAGAAAUAGACGUGACAGCGGGACACAAGAUAUACAUAACAACAAAACUGCCUAAUCCGGCGUACACGCCCGAGAUCUCCGCGCGAACCUCGAUCAUCGAUUUCACGGUCACCAUGCAAGGUUUGGAAGAUCAGCUAUUGGGGCGCGUAAUUUUAACGGAGAAAGCUGAGAUGGAAGCCGAACGUACGCAAUUGAUAAUGGACGUAACCGCCAACCGAAGAAAAAUGCAGGAGCUGGAAGCUAAUCUACUUCAUAAGCUGACGACGAUCCAGGGUUCGCUCGUCGAAGACGUUUCUUUGAUACAAGUGUUGAAUAUUACUAAGAGUACCGCUACCGAGGUCAGAGAAAAGCUUGAUAUUGCUAAGGAGACUGAAAUGAAGAUAAACGCGGCCCGCGAAGAAUUCCGUCCGGUCGCGACCCGUGGGUCGGUUCUCUAUUUCCUGGUCUGCAAUAUGUCGCUCGUGUGUAACAUGUACCAAACGUCUUUGGCUCAGUUUCUCGAGCGAUUCGAUAUAUCAAUGGAGAAAUCGCCUCCAAGUGCAAUAACAUCUCGGAGAAUCGGUUUUAUCAUUGAAUAUUUGACUUUUGACGUGUUUAAGUUUAUAUGCCGUGGUUUUUACGAAAAGCAUAAAUAUUUGUUUACAUUGCUGUUAACAUUGAAAAUCGAUAUGCAGAAAGAAUAUAUGACAUAUGAAGAAUUUCAGAAUUUUAUCAAAGGCGGUGCUGCUUUAGAUCUAAACGCUUGUCCUCCAAAGCCCUUCAAAUGGGUGACCGACAUGUCAUGGCUCAAUUUAGUACAGCUUUCCGGCUUGAGACAAUUCACUAAUAUCCUAAACCAAGUAGUGAACAAUGAGAAGGGAUGGAAGAAUUGGUUCGAUAAAGAGGCUCCAGAAGACGAGCCCUUGCCUGAUGGAUAUCACACGUUGGACGUUUUCAGGAAAUUGCUCGUUGUACGCGCGUGGUGUCCAGACCGAACCUUAGCUCAGAGUCUGAAAUAUGUUAUAUCAUCAAUGGGCGCAAGAUUUUCAGAAGCUGUCAUUGUCAAUUAUGAGCAAAUGGUACUAGAAUCCCGUCCUCUUGUGCCUUUGAUUGGAUUUUUAGCCAUGGGCUCUGACCCGACACCAUCUAUUGAAGGUACAGCGAAGAGAUUAGAGUGUCUUUGUUCGUCCAUUUCUAUGGGGCAAGGACAAGAAAUUCAUGCCAGGAAACUCAUCGACCGUGGACUUAAGGAGGGGUUAUGGGUGCUUCUACAAAAUUGUCACUUGGGUCUCGAAUAUAUGGUUGAAAUCAUAGAACAGUUUGCGGAACUAGAGAAGUACCCGGAAAAGGUGCAUGAAACUUUUAGGCUCUGGAUCACAACUGAGCCGCACGAUAAGUUCCCGAUAACGUUACUGCAGAUGUCGAUUAAGUACACUUGCGAGCCGCCGUCAGGAAUAAAGGCAGGCCUCAUGAGAACUUACGAUUCAAUGAGCCAAGAUUUCCUGGACUACAGCGAUAGUCCUUUUUAUCUACCCCUCAUAUAUACUAUCUCGUUCUUACACACUGUUGUGCAAGAGAGACGUAAAUUCGGACCUCUUGGUUGGAACAUCCCCUACGAAUUCAAUUCUGCGGACUGGCUUGCUUCUUGUAUGUUUGUUCAAAAUCAUUUGGAUGGUUUGGAACAGGGGCAGUCAAUAAGCUGGACAACUGUACGAUAUAUGGUUUCGGCGGUGCAGUACGGUGGACGGGUGACGGACGAUUAUGACAAUCGCUUAUUGGGCACUUUCUGCAGGGUCUGGUUAACGGAUCAACUGUUCCAAGAGGAUUUUCAGUUUUACAAGAACUACGGCAUCAUGAAAUUUCGUAACAUUCCGGAAUAUCUUGAAGAGAUCGAUAAAAUGAAGAUGGUCGAUCCCCCGCAGGCGUAUGGGCUGCACACAAACGCUGAUAUAACAUAUCAAAGAAGCAAAACCCAAGAGCUGUUGGACACAAUACUUUCUAUCCAACCAAAAGAGUCCAGUUCUGGUGGUGGUGAAACUAGAGAAGCUUCAGUGUAUCGACAAGCUAAAGAAAUGCUCGAUAAAGUUCCUCCUAAUUUUGAUCCACACGAAGUAAAGGAAAGAUUGAAAUUUUACGGUAUACUAAAUUCCAUGGUGAUUUUCUUGCGGCAAGAAAUAGAUCGAAUGCAAAAAGUAAUUUCCUUAGUUCGUAUAACAUUAAAGGAUUUGUUGCUCGCUAUCGAUGGUACUAUUAUUAUGAACGAGGCUCUUCGUGAUUCCCUAGAUAAUAUAUAUGACGCGAAGGUUCCGAAUAUCUGGUUGAAGAGUUCGUGGUCGUCAUCCACGCUUGGAUUCUGGUUCACAGAGUUCUUGGAGAGGAACACGCAGUUCUCGACUUGGUGUUUCCAGGCGAGACCAAACUCGUUUUGGAUGACUGGAUUCUUCAAUCCUCAAGGUUUCCUGACUGCGAUGCGUCAGGAAGUGACUCGGGCUCACAAAGGAUGGGCCCUGGAUAUGGUGGCGUUGCACAAUGACGUCACUAAGUAUACUUAUGACGAAAUUAAGGCCCCGCCGCCGGAAGGUGUAUUUAUUCACGGCGUGUUCUUGGACGGUGCCGGCUGGGACAGACGUAAUAUGCGUCUCACUGAAUCGAUACUAAAGGUUUUGUACACGCCAGUACCCGUGAUACAUGUGUACGCAAUCAAUUCAACGGCCCCGAAGGAUCCUAAACUGUAUCAGUGUCCAGUUUAUAAAAAGCCUCGUCGUACUGAUCUAACCUUCAUCACACCUCUGUGGUUGCCAACUAUAAAAAAUCCUGAUCAUUGGAUUUUGAGAGGUGUUGCCAUUUUGUGUGAUACUAAGUAGUGUCAUGAUUUAGUUUUAUAUUAUUUUACGUUUUGUGCUUCUAUCUCUUAAACGAUUCGGUGAAUCGAUGUUAAUGUUAAUACUUUGAAUGCAGCCUAUAUUAAUAUAUAUAUUUAUUUUCUUAA